AUGUCUCAAACACCAGAAUAAAAUCGAAAUUAAGAAGUGUGGCUUAGAAACUCUUUAAACAAAAAUAACAAAUUAGAAUUUGAAAUAAAGUCUUUGUAAAAUGAAGUGAGAACUAAGAAUCAGUAAUUGUCAUAAUUAGAGUUGGAUUAUAAGGGUCAAGUCAAUUAAUUAUAGUAGUAAAUUCAAAUAAAUCAAUCAUUACAACUUUAAAUUCAAUAGAUUUCUCAACUUAAUAUUGAUCAAAAGAGAGCAAUUGAAUAAUUAACUGACCAAAAUAAUUAACUAAGAAAUUAGCUUAAAUAGGUUUAAGAUACUAAUAACAUUGAAAAAAAUUAAAGUAAACAACUUUUGGAAAGAGCUAAUACAGAUAUCUAAAAACUAAAGAAUGAAAUUCUGUAAUUAUAGAGAAAUAAUGACAGUUUAUAAUAAUAAAAAAUAUACCAAAUCUCAUAAUUAGAUACGAAUUCCAAAAAAAUAAUAGAAGAACUUUAAGAAUAAAUUCGUAAAAUGUAAUUGUCAGCUACAAGUAAGAUAGAAUCAUUGACUUCUGAAUUGACAUUAAAAAAUGAUUAAUUGGAUAAAUUAACGAAGGAAAUUAAUAUAAAAAAGAAUGAAAUCUAUUAGAGUACUGCUAAUUAUGAAGCUGUUAAUGCAACUAAAUCAUAAUAAUUGAUUUAAGCAUAAUAAAUCUAAUAAAAAUUAUAAUAAGACUUUAAUGAUAAACUAGCAUAAUUCUAAAUGUAAGCCUAAAUGAAAAUUACAUAAAUGGAAUAAGAAAUUGUAUUAAAAAAUACAAUAAUUGAAAAGGCAAAUUAAGAUUUGGCUAAAAAGACAUAAGAAAUCAAAGAAAAUAAUUAAAAUUUUGAAUAAAUCAAUAUAUAGAAUUAAAAGAAAUUAUAAGAAAUGAUGAUUUAAGUUUAAAAAUUAUAAUUAGCAAUUGAAUCAGAAAAUACUUAAUUUGAUAGAAAAAAAGAUGAUUUUAUGUUAUAAAUGGGAAAUCUAGAAAAAGAUUUAAGUAUGUAAUAAUAAUCUUCAAAUUAAUACACAUAAAAAUUAAAUAAUGAAAUUAAUCAAUUAAAAAAUUAAAAUUUAGAUUUAUAAAAGUAAUUGAGUGAAAAACAUAAAUCACUUUGUUUAAUUUAAACAGAAUCAGAAGCUUAAAUUAAAUAAUUGAAUUUAUAAAUAGUUUCAUUUUAAAAAGAACUUUAAUUAAAAAAUUAAUAAAUUUAGUAAGCAGAAAGUUAAUUAUUAGAAAUAAAUGUGUUGAAAUCUUAAGAAGUAGAGUAAUUAAAAUUAAAAUUUGAUCAGAGAGAGAAAGAAUUAUUAUUGUAAAAUGAGUAAUUUAGUAAUAAUAAUAAAAUAUAAUCUUAAAGAGUUAUAACUUUAUCAAAUGAAGAAUUAAAUAGAUAAGUAAAAUAAGUAGAUUAAUUUUGGACUGAAAAAUAUAAUAAUUUAUCUAAAUAGAUGAAAGAAGAUAUAUAACAAUUAACAUAAUAAUAUCAAAUAUAAUUGACAUAAAUGGAAUAAGCUAAUAAAGAUAAAUUAAAGGUAAUUGAAUAAAAUAAUAAUUAAUUGUUAAAUUCAUAGAAAGAAAUAUUUAAUGAUUAAAUUAAAUUACUUAAUAGAUAGAUUUUAGAUUUAUAAAAGGAGAAAGAGAAUUCUAUUAUUGAAUUGGAUAUAAUGAAAGUUAAGUUAAAUGAACUUUAAGAUAAGACAUAAAAUUUAAAUAGUAGAGAUUAAAGAAAAGAUGAAUUAAUAUAGAGUUAGAUGGCAACAUUAAAAAAUAGUAAAGAAGGUAUUAUUUAUAUUCAUUUUAUUUAGAAUUAUUAAAUGUUAUAAAUUAAUAAAAUUUAGCUCAUAAAAAGGAGAUAUUUAAUUUAUAAACUAAAUUAGAUUAAGUAUAACAAUAAUAUGAAAAUUCUAUUAGAGAAACUAAAUAAAUUAAGGAAUAAUUAAAAUUAUCUUAACUUGAAGCAUAGUAAGUCUAAAAUUUGAGCCAUUAAAAGAAUAAGGAAACAUUAAAUGUUCAAGCUGAGAAAGAAUCAGAAAUAAUAAAAUUAUAGUCAGAAUUAUCAAGAGUGGAAAGUUUAUAUAAAUAAGUUUUCUUAGAAUUAAAGAUUAUCAAUGAAUAAAAGAAUGAUCUACAAGUUAUUGAUGAUUUUUAAUUAAAAGAAAAAGAUAUAGAAAUUGGAAAUUAAAAGAGUUAUAUAUUGGAAUUGAAGUAGAAGUUAUAAUAAUUAUAAAAAAGAAUUAAUGAAUUAGAAUUAUAAUUAUAAAGUGCUAAUAAAAAGUUGGCAUAAAAAGAUAAAGAUGCAAAAAAAGAGAUUGAAGUUUUAAAUCAAAGAAUUAAUAUUUAAAAAAGAUAAAUUUAAGAGGAAAGAGAAAGAUGUGAUGAAUUAGCAGGUGCAUAAGAAAUGGAAGUUUAAACUUGGAAUGAAAGAUUGAAAGAAUAAUAGAAAUUAAAUGAAGAUUUAUUUACAUAAUUAAUGAGAUUACAAUAAUAGACAUCAUAAAAUUCAGGUUUAAUGAAUGAAUUGCAUAAUUUAAAACAAUAAUUUGAAAUAAUAACUAAUUAAUAUAAAUAAUUAUAAGAAGAUGCAGAGGAAGCUACAAAAUAAAAGAGUAUGGUUAAAAAUGUUUAAAUUUAAAUGUUAUAAAAUCAUUAUAAUAAAUAAAUGGAUGAGUUAAAUAAAUAAUUAGAAGAAAUGAAAUAAUAAAAUUUAAAUUCAAAAUUAGAUUUUCCAAUUAUGGAUUUUAAUGUAUAAAUUAUAGCAUUAAAUGAUUUAUUAGUAAAAAAGAAUGUUGAAAUUAAUUAAAUAAAAUCUUAAACAUAAUAUAAAUUAUUAGAAAAAGACAGUGUUAUUGAUUAAUAAAGAGAAUUUACAUAAUAAUUAUAAAAUGAAUAUGAAAAAUUAUAAUAAUAAUUAAUGGAUCAACAUGAAUUUUAAGAAAGAGCAGAUAAUUUAUAAAUGAUUAAUGAAGAAAAAGAUAAUACAAUAUAAUAUUUAAAAGAAGAAAUUGCUAAAUUAAAAUAAGAAAACAAAUUAAUUAAAGGUAAAUUAGAUUUGAAAGAGUAAUCUAUGGUUGUAAUAUAAGAUUAAUAAUAAUUAAUCAAAUAACUAAAAAUUGAAUUGUAAAAUAAAUAAAAGAAUAUUCAACCAAAAUAAGUUGCUAUAUCUCAUUUAUAAACAAUGAAAAGUUCAAUACAUAGAAUGAGUAAGAGAUCAGAGUCUAGUAGAUAAGAAAAAUCUGAAGUUGAUUGGAAUGGAGAAUCUUAAUUUUUAUUAGGAAAUGCAAAUAAUUAAUUGCCAUGUUUUCAUCAAUAAUCUUAAGAUUCAUUUACUGAUAAUAAACUUAUUGAAAAAAUGAAUUCAGAAAUUGUUGAUACAAAUAUUAAAUUAAGAAAUCAAGUUGAUUUACUUAAUUAGGAUAAAUCAAAUCUAUAAAAUGAUUUAAAUAAAACAAUUUAGAAUUUGAAUUAAAUUAAAAAUGAAAAUAGUGAAUUGAUUCUUAAACUUUAAUAUGUUUAAAAAGCUUUAUAAUCUUCAUAAUAAAAUUAUGAAUAAUUAGAAAGAGAAAUAAAUUAAAAGAAUAAAAAAGAAAUUAGUAUUGUAUCAUUUGAUGAUUAAAUGAAUUCUAAAGUAAAGGUUUUGAAUUAAUAAUUAGAAAAUUUAUAAUCAUCAAAAACAUAAUAAACUUAAAUAAUAACUCAUUUAUAAUAAGAAUAAUCUGAAUUAUAUAAAUAAAUAGAUAGAAUUAAUGAUUAAAAUAGAGAAUUAAGAAAAAAUAUAACUGUAAUAAAUGAAUUAAAUAAAUCUUAAGAAUAACAAAUUAUAGAAUUAUAGAUGAAAUUAAAGUAAGAAUAAUUAGUAACUGUUAAGUAAAAUUCAGAAGUUAGAGUAUUUUAAUUGAAAUAAGAUUAAACUUCUUAAAUUGUAUCAUUUGAAAAUUAACAAUUAAAAUAAUAAAAUGUAGAAUUAUAGAAUAAGAUUUAAGAAUAAAAUUAAUUAAUUUCUAAUUAUGAAAAUUAAUUGUAAAAAAAAAAUGGAAUAGAUAAGAAAUAUGAAGAAUAAUAGAAAUAAUUACGUUUAUAUCUUGAUAAAAUAGAUAAUUUAGAAAAUGAGAAAAGAUAGUUAGAAUAGGAAUAAAAUAAAAUUAUAAUGGAUAGUAAUAAAUUAUUAGUAAGAAAUGAAGAUUAUGCUAUAAAAGUUAACUAAUUAGAAAAAACAUAUUAAUAGUUGAAAUAAGAAUUAUAAGAAUAAUAAGUUUAACAUGAAAAGUAAUAAGUAUUUUUAGAAAGAGAGAAAUAAUAAUUGUAAUCUUAAGUAAAAUUGUUAAAUAUUUCAUUAUAAAAUUUACAGAGAUUAAAUAAAUCAUAAGGUUCUGAAGAAGAUAAUAAGAAUAAUUAAUAAAUUGUUGAUAAAUAAAUUAAUGAAUUAAAUUCUAAAUUGUAGGAAAAGAUUAUUCAAAAUAAAAGUCUUUAAUAAUAAACUGAAUAAUAGAAUGUAGAAAUAAGAAGUCUAAAUUAAUAAAUAUAAUCUUUACAAUAAAUGUAUAUGCCUGUUUAAAAUUAAAUGGAAGAAUUAUAAAUUUUAAUAGAACAAUAAUAGAAAUAAAUAGAAAAAUAAUCAUAAUAAUAAACAACAUUUUCUUCAACUUAAAGGAUUAAUGAUUUGGAAAAGGAAUUAUAAGAAAAGUCAAAUAUUAUUGAAGAAAUAACUUAUAGGAAGUAUUUCUUAGAAUAAUAAUAAUAGAAUAAUGUUAGAGAAAUGAAUGAUCUUAGAUAAAAGAUUACAUAAUAUUAAUUAAUUAAUGAAUAAUUAAAUGAAUAAAUAGAUUAAUUGAUAAACGAUUAAGAAUAAGUAAAAUUAGAACAUGAAUAGAAGAUGAUAGAUUAUUAAAAUAGUGUAAGAAGAUAGAUAUAAACAUUUCAUAAUAAUUCUGUUGAUUUAUUAGAUUAAGUGGAUUAAUUAAAUAAACAAAAUUAAGAAAAUAAGCAAUAGAUAAUAAAAUUAAGUUAAUAAUUAAGAGAACGUGAAUUUGAGAUUUAAAGAUAAUAGUAAGACUUUUUAUAAUAAUAAAAUUAUUAUUAAGAAUUAUAGGUUACAAUAGUGAAUGAAAACAAUUAACUCAAAAGUUAGUUGCAUUAAAUGGAAAUUGAAUUAUAGAAUGUAAAAUUCAAAGAUACUUAAUCAGUUACAAAUUUGACAGCCUCUUAAGAAUUGAAAUUUAAACAUUUAUAUGAAGCAUUACAGGAGAAAGAGAAUAAAACAAAUUAAAUGAAUAAAGAAUUACAACAUUAAUUAGUAUUGUAUGAUAAAUAAGCAAAAACAUAUUAAAAUAGGAUUUCUCAUUUAGAAGAUGAAAUUAAAUAAUAUUAAGAAAAAGAAUCAAUAAAUUAUGAAUCUGCUGUUACUUUUCAUUAACCAGAAGAGAUAUAAUAAUUACAUGAAUAAAAUAUAAAGUUGACUAGUUAAGUUUAAAUGUUUUCAUCUUAACAUUUUCAAUUAGAGAAAUAAUUAAAUGAAUAUGAUGAAAAGAUCAAAUAUUUAUAAUUUAAGUAAGAGAAUGAAAUUAAAAAAUUAACAGAUGAUCAUAAAUAAAGACAAUAAUAAUUAAAUGAAUAAAUAUAAAUAUAAAAAAAGGACUUAAAAGAUUUAUAAGUUAAAUUUGAUUAAUUAAAUUAAAAAUAUUAAGAUUAAAAUUUAUAGAAUGAAAAGCUUUAAAAAUAAAAUUAAUAAUUAUCAUAAUAAAUAUAUAAUCAAUAAAAAGAUAUUAAUAAUUAUAAUUAAUAAGCAAAUGAAAAGUUAGAAUCAGCAAAUCAUUUGAAUUAAUAACUAUUAAAAUAGAUUAGCUAAUUGAAUAUUAUCAGAUAAUAAGAUUAAGAUGAAAUUAGAAAAAUGUCAGUAUAGAUAAAAUAAUUUUAAGAUUAAUAAGGAAAUUAUCAAAAUCAAAUUAGAUCAUUAUAAAAUUAAUUAAAUGAAAUAAAUUAGGAUUAAAAGUUAGAGAAAAAUGAAAUAAUUGAUUUAAAAAAUAAUAUAAAUUAAUUAAUAAAUGAAAAUGAGAAAUUAAAAAAUGAUUAAUCUAAUUCUAAAUUUGAUUAAUUAAGAUAAUAAAUUAGAUAAUUAAAUUAAUAAAAUGAAUUCUAAAAGUAAGAAAUAAUAAUAUUAAAAUAAUAAAUUACUUCAGAAUAAAAUACUAAUUAGAAUGAAAUACAAAAUUAUAAAAAAUAAAUUGAUAAACUUUAAAACUAACUUAAAUAAGGAAAAAAUGAUAUUUCAAAUGUUCCUGAUAAAUAAAUGGAAUAAAUCAUAUUAUUAUAAGCUAAUCUAUCAUAAUUACAGAAAAAUUUAAGAGAUUCAGAAGAAUAAAAUAGAAAUCUUUAAAGAUAAAUAAAUUUAUUAUAAAAUGAUGAUUAUAAGUAAAAACAAAAGUUGAAAAAAAGAGCUCUUAAAGAUAAAAUUAUAGAAUUAUAAUAAGAAUUAACAAAUUCUUAAAGAGAUUAUAGUAGAAAUGAGAAAGAUAAAUCAAACAAUUUGGUUAAAUUUUAUGAUAAGGAAAUUGAAGAAAAAUAAAGAUUAAUAAAUUCUUUAGAAGAAUAAUUUAAGAUUUUAUAAAAGGGUUAUGAAGAUUAAGAUCAAGAGAUCAAACAAUUAGAGGAAGAGAAUAGCAAAUUGAAAUAUUAAUCAGAUAAUUAUUAGAAUGAAUUAGCAAUAUUAAGAAUUAAUCAGAAUUUGUCAUUGAAUCCAAAUAUAACUAUUAAUAAUCUCAAUAUUCAAUAGGAAAACAAAAUACUUGAAUUAAAAAUUUAGAAAUUGAAUACAUAAUUGGAUGAAUUGAAAUUAAAGUUACAAGAUUCAGAAAAUGAUUUAGCAGAUAUGAUAGAAAACUAUAAAUAAGAAUAAUAAGUAAAUAUUUAAUUUAAAUUAUUAGAAAAAUAAAUAAUUAGAAUUAAAUCUUAGAAAUAACAAAUUAACAUCUAAAGAAAUAGAAAAUUAAUAUAGAUAAAUGAUUUUAAAAGAAUUUCCUAUUUAUGUAUAAUUUAUAUUUAAUUUUAUUAGAAUGAUAAAACAUUAGAAUAAAUGAUUAGUUUAUUGAUUCUUAAUGGAAUUCCAAAUAGAUCAUCUUAAAGAAAUCAAUAAUUUAUUGAACUCUAAUAAUAAAAUUAAGAGAUGUUAGAAGAAAUUCAAAUUUUAGUUGAGAAGAUAAAAUCACAAGAAAUAGAAUAUAAUGAUCUUUAGGAACAACUUUAAUAGACAGCUAAAUAAAAUUCUGUUCGUAGUGUCAAUCAUAGUCAUGGAAUGAGCAAUGAUUUUGAGAAAGAUAAGAAGAUUAUAGAAUUGGAAAACAAAUUAGCUCUAUUAGCUAGUGAAAAUUCUAGAUUAAAUCAUAUAAAAGUAUUUUAAUUUUGAGUAAUUAUUUAUAGAAUCAAUAACAUAAACAGUUACAAUCAUAACUUACUAAAUAAGAUAUACAAAAUUAUUGA
Molecule: messenger RNA, 7486 nt
Organism: Paramecium pentaurelia
Lineage: Eukaryota; Ciliophora; Oligohymenophorea; Peniculida; Parameciidae
Source: the annotation of a GenBank genome assembly